This is a messenger RNA of Drosophila novamexicana, 1914 nucleotides long. RefSeq names its product zinc finger protein 624. The coding region runs from base 69 to 1769 and encodes 566 amino acids. The transcript is spliced from 2 exons. Gene Ontology annotation, molecular function: zinc ion binding; DNA-binding transcription factor activity, RNA polymerase II-specific; RNA polymerase II cis-regulatory region sequence-specific DNA binding. Gene Ontology annotation, biological process: regulation of DNA-templated transcription. Gene Ontology annotation, cellular component: nucleus. The record is from RefSeq and is a predicted model, not a curated record. NCBI's taxonomy places the organism in Eukaryota, Metazoa, Arthropoda, Insecta, Diptera, Drosophilidae.
UGCUGUUAGAUUUGGUUAAAACAAUAAUAAUACGAAUAUAAAGAACGCCUGCUCCGAGCUAUGAUAAAAUGGAAAGUAACAAAAAUGAGAUUCCAAUACCAGGUAAAGUCCUCAUUAAUGUUAACGAGCAAACCUGUCGCGUUUGCUUGGAAUCUCACGAAACAACAUUGAGCCUUCACGAUGAAAUUGAGUUUAAUGAUUUGAAUGUUGAGCUGUGGCAGCUGCUAGAAAACGUAUCCAAUUUGAAGUGCGCUUGGAACGAACCCAAUUUACCCACACAGCUGUGUCAGAGCUGCACGCGUCGCCUGAUCAGCGCCUACGAGUUUAUACGAGAAGUAGAAAGGUCCAAUCAAACGCUGCAGGAGUUAUGCAGUAGUAAGGAGCAGGAUCAAUCGGCUGAGGAUCAUGUGGAUGUGGAUGAGUACGAAGAAUUACCGCACCAGGAAGUGGACCUGCUACAAUUGGAAGAAUGUGAAUCAGUCAUUGAGCUGCAAGAGGUGGAGCUGCCGCCUGAAGCCCCGGCCUAUGAGGAAGCGCCGUAUGAGGAAGCUACUUAUGAGGAACCAACGUUUGAGGAACCUGCCUAUGAGGAACCUACAUAUGAGGAGCUGUCUUUUGUGGAACCGCCAUGUGAAGAGUUGCCCAAUAGCGACAACGACCCCAGCGAUUUGGUAACUGAGUCUGAUGCGGACAUAAUUUACGAUGCCGAUCAAUCAGAUGAUCGUCCCUCGCAGCUAGGAAUGCGCCUGGCACAUUCACAAAACUUUAUGUACAAAUGUGCCAGCUGUCCACGCAUUUUUGCCAAAAACAAAUCGCUGUCACGCCACUUUGCAACAGCUCACAGCCAAGCGGCUGAUGUAGCGGCUCAGGAGCUGGCUAAGGAGCACAGCAGCAGUGGCGCACUGAUCUGCGAACAUUGUCCGCGCAUAUUCAAGCGUCAGGAUACACUGCGUAGACACAUGAUUGCAUUUCACCCUGAGGUAGUCGCCGCUAGCGGUUAUUCAGAAGAUGCGAUAAUGAGCGUACCACCAAAACGCGCAGCCAAGCGGCGCGAAUGCCCCCAUUGUGGCAUAAGCUUUCCUGUCUCCAGCCUGACUAUACAUAUACGUCGUCACACUGGCGAAAAUCCAUACAAGUGCGAUCAGUGCGACAGGGCAUUUCCACGCAGUCAAGAUCUUAGUCUGCACAAGCGUCAGCACACUGGAGAGCGCCCGAGCGAAUGCAAAAUAUGCGCCAAGAAGUUCAUUUCGCAAAACAAGUUGGCGCGGCACAUGCGUCUGCAUACUGGCCAUCGACCCUACGCUUGCGAUAAGUGCGACAAGAGUUUUGUGCAAUCUAACGAUCUGAAGAUUCAUAUGCGCCGGCACACGGGCGAACGACCUUAUGCGUGCGGCGUUUGCGGCAAAAGCUUUGUUUGCGGCUCUCUUUUAAACAUUCAUCGCAAUCAGAAGCGACACUAUGAGACUGCAAGGGAAGGAGCUGAUAGCUUCGAUCCUGAUCCCUAUGAAAAUAGUCGCGUGAAUAAGCGUCGCGCCGAGGACAUUGAACGCAUGCGACUCCAGCGAGAGAGCGACACGCACACAGCUAUUCUCCGGCCAUACAGCUGCGGCGUUUGCGGUGAUAACUUCAAGAGCGGAGCCCUACUCACAAUUCAUCGCAAUAAAAUGGCCCACUACGAGAUGGGCAAAGUGGACUACGGUGAUCCCUACGAGCAAAGAAACAAGCAGCAGCAGCAGGCGCACCAGCUCAAACUUGAGCACGAAGAUUAGUUUUUAAAAGCGCAGCACUUAAACAGUUUUUAAUUUAUGGUUAAGUCUUGUCAGAACUACACAAAAAAUGCAAUUUUCCUAGUUACUCAUGAUAGACUUUUUGCAUAUAUACAUAAGCUUAAAUAAUGAUAAAACAGCUAAAUAU